Messenger RNA from Dromiciops gliroides (monito del monte), 1986 nucleotides. Its product is annotated as AFG3-like protein 1. Gene Ontology annotation, biological process: protein-containing complex assembly; mitochondrial protein processing. Gene Ontology annotation, molecular function: ATP hydrolysis activity; metalloendopeptidase activity; ATP binding. The record is from RefSeq and is a predicted model, not a curated record. Gene Ontology annotation, cellular component: m-AAA complex; membrane. Lineage: Eukaryota; Metazoa; Chordata; Mammalia; Microbiotheria; Microbiotheriidae.
AUGGAUGCUGAUGAACCAAAGAAUCGUGAAGUUGGAGGAAACGGCGGCAAGAGAGGAGGGAAUAAGGAUGACUUUUCAUGGUGGAAAUGUAUACAGAAAGGAGAGUUCCCUUGGGACAACAAAGAUUUCCGUAAUUUGGCUGUCAUGGUAGCAUGCUUUGCCAUGGGAUUUUUCUACUUGUAUUUUCAAGAUUCUGGAAAAGAAAUCACUUGGAAGCAUUUUGUACAGUAUUACUUGGCCAGAGGACUGGUGGAUCGACUUGAAGUUGUGAACAAACAGUUUGUGCGUGUGAUUCCUAUUCCUGGAGUAUCUUCUGUGAAAUCCCUGUGGUUUAACAUCGGCAGUGUUGACAUGUUUGAGAGGAAUUUGGAAUCUACCCAGUGGAAAUUGGGAAUUGAAGCUGCCAAUCAGGCAGCAGUGAUUUAUACCACUGAGAGUGAUGGCUCUUUCUUAAAAAGCCUGAUUCCCACUCUGCUUCUGAUUGGGAUUUUCCACUAUGCUAGAGUCCCAAUGGGAGCAGGAAGGGGCCUCUUCAGUGUUGGUAAAACAACUGCUAGAAUCCUGAAGAACAAUAUCAAUGUUCGGUUUGCUGACGUGGUGGGCUGUGAAGAAGCCAAGCUGGAAAUCAUGGAUUUUGUGAACUUCUUCAAGAACCCCAAACAAUAUCAGGACCUUGGUGCCAAGAUUCCAAAGGGGACUUUGCUCACUGGGCCUCCUGGUACUGGGAAAACCCUCCUUGCCAAAGCGACCGCAGGGGAGGCCAAUGUUCCUUUUAUCUCUGUGAAUGGCUCUGAGUUCCUGGAGAUGUUCAUGGGAGUUGGACCUGCAAGGGUUAGGGACAUGUUUGCAAUGGCUCAAAAAAAUGCUCCCUGCAUCCUAUUCAUUGAUGAUAUUGAUGCAAUUGGAAGAAAACGAGGUCAUGGGAAUUUCGGAGGGCAAAGUGAACAGGAAAACACCUUGAAUCAGAUGCUUGUUGAGAUGGACAGAUUUAACUCCAGCACCAAUGUUGUGGUACUUGCGGGGACCAACUGCCCAGAACUCCUGGACCCAGCACUAACGAGACCAGGGCGCUUUGACCGUCAGAUUUACAUUGGGCCCCCUGAUAUAAAAGGCAGAUCUUCCAUCUUUAAAGUCCACUUUCAGCCACUGAAAUUGGAUGAAAGUAUUAGCAGAAAUGCCCUGGCUAGAAAACUAGCAGCUUUGACUUCAGGAUUUACUGGUGGCAAUAUUUCCAAUGUCUGCAAUGAAGCAGCCCUGAUUGCUGCUCGUCACCUGAAUAGUUUUAUUCAAGAAAAGCACUUUGAGCAGGCCAUCGAGAGAGUGACUGGAGGUCUUGAGAAGAAGACUCAGGUUCUCCAGCCCAAUGAGAAGACAACUGUAGCUUAUCAUGAAGCUGGUCAUGCUGUGGCGGGUUGGUUCUUGGAGCAUGCAGAGCCCUUACUGAAGGUGUCCAUCAUCCCCCGAGGACAGGAACUGGGCUAUGCACAGUACCUGCCCAAGGAGCAGUACAUGUAUACCCAGGAACAGCUCUUUGAUUGCAUGUGCAUGAUGUUAGGGGGUCCAGUGGCUGAGAAGCUGUUCUUUGGCUGCAUCACAACAGGGGCUCAGGAUGAUUUGAAGAAAGUGACCCAGAGUGCAUAUGCACAGAUUGUCCACUUUGGGAUGAGUGAGAAACUAGGUCUAGUGUCAUUUGAUUUACCCGAGCAAGGGAAAGCCCAGGUGGUGAAGCCCUACAGUGAAGCGACCGCCCAGCUCAUAGAUAAGGAAGUUCGCCACCUGAUCAACUCAGCCUAUUCCAGAACUUUGAAAUUGCUGAUGCAGUGUCGGGACCAGGUGGAAAAGGUAGGAAAGCAUCUCUUGGAAAAGGACGUGCUUGAGAAAGCAGACAUGAUUGAACUGCUGGGCCCCCGCCCUUUUGAAGAGAAAUUGACUUAGGGGAGCUUGGAGGAGGAUACUUCCCUUCCAGAGGGCAAAGACUGGAACUGA